Messenger RNA from Conger conger (European conger), 7012 nucleotides. Its product is annotated as receptor-type tyrosine-protein phosphatase gamma-like. Gene Ontology annotation, biological process: protein dephosphorylation. The coding region runs from base 392 to 4609 and encodes 1405 amino acids. The transcript is spliced from 29 exons. The record is from RefSeq and is a predicted model, not a curated record. Gene Ontology annotation, molecular function: protein tyrosine phosphatase activity; protein binding. Lineage: Eukaryota; Metazoa; Chordata; Actinopteri; Anguilliformes; Congridae.
GUUCCAGCACGACCAACUAUUCUCUUUUUUCGCAAGAACCGCUACAUGGACUACUAGUAGCUAAUUUGACUCAUAAUUUAUACCCUUCGUUCAUAAGUGAGCGAAUUACUGGCUUAAUGACUAUAGCAGUCACAUUUUUCUUUGUAAUUAUGAAGAAGGUGGAUGCAUGCAGGCGGUUUUGAGAAGCAAGAGGUGUUUCUCUGCCGUUAUUCUAUAACUUACAAUAUUCCUCUGGACAGAGAGGCUAACGUUUGUUGCAACCAAGUUAUUUUCAUCUGGCGCCUGGGUUGAAUUAGCUACACAUUUAGCUACAUUCCCCCGUUCGUGCAGUUUGGUUUUAGAGGUUUAACUUUGUCAGCAGUUGCCUUUUGCUCUCGAUGAGCAUUGUGACAUGCAGAGACUACUGGAAUCGUGUUGUUGGUGGAUCUUUUCUCUGAUUUUAUCAGCCUUCGUGCUCUUCUGGGCCGAUUGUCACCCCGCUCUGACAGAAGGUCAGUUGGGAUCAUUGGGAGCAGAGAAUGAUGGGAAGGUUGCGGAGGCGAGGGACAGGCGAGCGGCGGAGGAGUCCUACUGGGCGUACUCAGGGACUUAUGGGCCAGACAGCUGGGCCUUCACCAAUCCUGAGUGUCAAGAGAGGAAUCAGUCCCCAAUUGACAUCACAGACCAGUACUCCCACACGUCUGAAGAAUACCAAGAGCUCACUCUGGAUGGCUUUGAUACCGAGUCUUCAAACAAGACCUCAAUGAAGAACACAGGCAAAACCGUGGCCGUUCUCCUGAGGGAUGAUUACUUCGUCAGGGGUGCAGGGCUGCCCGGGCGCUUCAAGGCAGAGAAAGUGGAGUUUCACUGGGGCCAGAGCAACGGGUCAGCCGGGUCUGAGCACAGCAUCAACGGCAGGAGGUUCCCUGUGGAGAUGCAGAUCUACCUGUAUAACUCAGAUGACUUUGACAGCAUCAGCGCAGCCAUCAGGCAGAAGAGAAUAAUCGCAGCCAUGGCUGUGUUCUUCCAGGUCGGGCUGAAGGACAACCCAGCGGUGGGCCCCAUCAUCGCUGGCCUGAGGGGCGUGGUUCAUCACGAGAAGGAAACUCUGCUGGAUCCCUUCAUCCUGAGAGACCUGCUGCCGGCCGCACUGGGCCGCUAUUACCGCUACACCGGCUCCCUGACCACACCGCCCUGCAGCAAGGUGGUGGAGUGGAUCAUCUUCAGCAGGCCUGUGUUCAUCUCCCACAGACAGCUGGAGGCCUUCUACUCCAUCUUCACCACCGAGCAGCAGGACCACGUCAAGUCCGUGGAGUACCUGAGGAACAACUUCCGGCCCCUUCAGGACCUGGACAACAGGGUGGUGUAUAAGUCUGCCAUCCAGGAUGCCUGGCUGCCGGACCUGACCGACGGAGUGGGGUACCCUCACGGCACAGAAGCCUCCAGAGUGUGCAGCAGCGCUCCCGUAAACGUGAAGGUCCACCCGCUGAACAGGACCGCGCUGGUGGUGAGCUGGUCCCGACCGCUCAUGGUUUACCACCCCAUCAUCAGCUUCAUGGUCUCCUACAGCUGGACCAAGAACGACGAGGCGUACGAAAGGACCUUCACCAAAGACAGCAACCAGGACCUGGAGGCUCUCAUCACACACGUGUCUCCUGACGUGCUGUACCUCUUCAGAGUGCAGGCUGUGUGUCUGAGGGACCUACGCAGUGACUUCAGCCAAACCCUGCUCUUCAGAGCAAAUACCACCAGGAUAUUUGAGGGAACAAGAAUAGUUAAAACUGGAAUGCCCACAGUGUCCCCCGCCUCGUCUGCAGACAUGGCCCCCAUAAGCUCGGGCUCUUCCACCUGGACGUCGUCCGGCCUCCCCUUCUCCUUCGUCUCCAUGGCGACGGGGAUGGGCCCGUCGUCCAGCGGGAGCCAGGCGACGGUGGCGUCCGUGGUGACCAGCACCCUGCUGGCAGGCCUGGGCUUCAGCGGCGGGGUCUUAUCCUCCUUCCCCAGCUCCGUGUGGCCCACCCGGAGCCCCCCCUCCAGCCCCGGCCCCACCCCCACCCGCCAGCCCGGUCCCCAGGAGCCCCCGUCCCCUCAGACCCCCGACCCCGAGGCCGCCGGGGCCAAAGACAGCGACGGGGCCCGCGAAGGCGAGAAGGGCGAGGAGGGCGAGCGGGAGGGAGAGGAGGAAGACGAGGAAGGGGAGGACGGAGAGGAGGCCAGGACGAAGAAGGACAAGACGGCGGCGGGAGAGGCGGUCGCUCGGACCAACGACACGGCAGCCCGCCAGCCGGCCACGCCCUCCGCCCCGACGUCCACGGCCAAAGAGAAAGAACAGGGCCCCAGCGCCGCCCCCGCUAACACCACCGAGGCCCCGCUGGUGACGGGCGCGGCCGGCCCCGCCCAGGAGAGCCUGCCGCCCCCUACCUGGGAGCCCGCCAACGACACGCUGGAGAUCCAGCUUCCCAACAGCCCCACGCUGACCGUUAAGACCGGAGGAGGAGAGAGGAGUCACUGGCCUUUCUCAGUCCACACAGAGAGCAACAGCAUCUCCAACAUCUCCAACCCCAUGCAUGGAGUCAGCAGGGUGGAGUGGAUCAUACCCCUGGUGGUGGUCUCCGCCCUCACCUUCGUCUGUCUCAUCCUGCUGCUGGCUGUGCUGGUGUACUGGAGGAGGUUUUUCCAGACCGCUCACUUCUAUGUGGAGGACAGCAGCUCGCCUCGUGUGGUCCUUAAUGAGAGCAUCCCAGUAAUUCCCAUUCCAGAUGACGCAGAGGCCAUUCCUGUCAAGCAGUUUGUGAAACACAUCAUGGAGCUGUACUCAAAUAACCAGCAUGGCUUCUCUGAAGAGUUUGAGGAGGUCCAGCGCUGUACAGCUGACAUGAAGAUCACCGCAGAGCACUCCAACCACCCCGACAACAAGCACAAGAACAGAUACAUCAACAUCAUGGCCUACGACCACAGCAGAGUGAAGUUACGGCCUCUGGCCGGUAAGGAGUCAAAGCACAGCGACUACAUCAAUGCCAACUACGUGGACGGCUAUAACAGGCCCAAGGCCUACAUUGCAGCGCAGGGUCCUCUCAAAUCCACCUUUGAGGACUUCUGGAGGAUGAUCUGGGAGCAGAACACGGGCAUCAUCGUCAUGAUCACCAACCUGGUGGAGAAAGGGAGGAGGAAGUGUGACCAGUACUGGCCUUCGGAGAGCAGCGAGGAGUACGGCAACAUCGUGGUGAACCUGAAGAGCACCAAAGUGCACGCCUGCUACACCCUCCGCCGCUUUCUCAUACGGAACACCAAAGUAAAAAAGGGUCAGAAGGGGACCCCAAAAGGGCGUCAGAACGAGCGCACAGUGCUGCAGUACCACUACACCCAGUGGCCCGACAUGGGCGUGCCGGAGUACACGCUACCCGUCCUCACCUUCGUCAGCCGGUCCUCCUCCGCCCGGACCCCGAACAUGGGCCCUGUUCUGGUCCACUGCAGCGCGGGGGUGGGCAGAACAGGGACGUACAUGGUGAUUGACAGCAUGCUGCAGCAGAUAAAGGACAAAAGCUCUGUCAAUGUCCUGGGUUUCCUCAAACACAUCCGCACUCAGCGCAACUACCUGGUCCAGACCGAGGAGCAGUACAUUUUUAUCCAUGAUGCCUUGCUGGAAGCCAUUCUGGGCAAAGAGACAGAGAUCCCCGCUUGCCAGUUCCACAGCUACGUCAACAGUAUUCUAAUGCCAGGCCUUGGGGGCAAGACAGGCUUGGAAAAGCAGUUUAAGCUGGUGACGCAGUGCAACGGCAGAUUCGUUGAGUGUUUCAGUGCGCAGAAAGAGUUCAACAAGGAGAAGAACCGCAAUUCCUCUGUUGUGCCCUCGGAGCGAGCCAGGGUAGGUCUGGCACCCCUACCUGGAACAAAAGGAACGGAUUACAUCAAUGCUUCUUACAUAAUGGGUUACUACAGGAGUAAUGAGUUCAUCGUUACACAGCACCCCUUGCCCCACACAACAAAGGACUUCUGGCGGAUGAUCUGGGACCACAAUGCACAGAUUAUUGUCAUGCUCCCAGACAACCAGAGCUUGGCAGAGGACGAGUUUGUCUACUGGCCGAGCCGAGAGGAGGCCAUGAACUGUGAAGCCUUCACUGUCACGCUAAUCAGCAAGGACCGACUGUGCCUCUCCAAUGAGGAGCAGAUUGUUAUCCAUGACUUCAUCCUGGAGGCCACUCAGGAUGAUUACGUGCUGGAGGUGCGUCACUUCCAGUGCCCGAAAUGGCCCAACCCGGAUGGUCCAAUCAGCAGCACUUUCGAACUCAUCAACGUGAUCAAGGAGGAGGCCCUGACACGCGAUGGGCCAACCAUAGUCCAUGACGAGUUUGGGGCAGUUUCUGCUGGAAUGCUGUGUGCUCUCACCACCCUGUCUCAGCAGCUGGAGAGUGAAAGCGUGGUGGACGUUUAUCAGGUGGCCAAAAUGAUCAACCUCAUGCGGCCUGGAGUUUUCACGGACAUUGAGCAGUACCAGUACCUUUAUAAAGCUAUGCUCAGCCUGGUCAGCACCAAGGAAACUGGGAUGGGCCUGAUGUCUUCAGACAGAAACGGUGCGGUGGUCAUCACAGACGAGUCAGACCCAGCAGAAAGCAUGGAGUCGCUGGUCUGAAGAUGUCCGCGGCGCAGAGAGGCACUUACAUUUAUUAAACAAAAACAAAGGACAAGGGCAGACUUUUUUCAAGGCCUUUUUUGCCAGACACUUGCUUAAAUGAAUAACCUGAUUACUUUUUUACACUGAUAAAAAGUUUUUGAUAUUUAUUUUUGCCAUUUUUCUUUUGUUUUGUUUUUUGUCUUAAUGUUAUCCUACUGAGCGUUUGCACCUCUGUUUGAAGUUCACACAAAGAAGCAAGGAGAGCAGUUCUUUCUAGUUUGCACUAUAUCGCCAGUGUUACUGCCUAAAGAUGAUUCAGUUGGUGAUGUCAAUCAUCAAGCCCUGCGUCAUCCUGCAGUGUGGCUCCGCCCCUUUUUUUCCUUGGUCUGACUGUGAAUGGGAAACCCCACGGUCCACCUGCAGCUCGCUGUGUGGAGGAAGACUAUGGAUGAAGAUUUUGAAGCAGUUCACGUCAUUUCUUUACCACUCCUGCCCCCAGUGCACCAUGCGUUGAAUUGCCAAGUCGUGGUGCAGAUUUGUUCGAUAUACCAUUCUCUGAACUGGACACCAUGCGUUGAUCUUACAAAUCCGCCAUGCUAAUUUAUAUAAUAACACCCUAAAGCAAUAGGGUUCUCACCUUGCAUUCUAAUCAUAUAUCAUUUAACAUAAUCUCUCUGAUUUAUUUGUAAGUUAAUUCCAUAUUUAAAUUUUUAUAUGUGGUAUACAGCUACUGUGAACUUGAAUUAUUUUCCCUGAGAUUUAUAUUGAUUUUUAAUAUAUGUAUAUAUAUAUAAAUAUAUACACACACAUACAAAUAUAUGCUUACUCAUGUUAACAUGUCGUUUAGUAUAAGUGUUUGCCGUUGCCGAAGCCCUUUCCAGAAUUGGUCCAAUGCUUUGACACACAACCUUGAUUACAUUUACUAUAUGUUGAUUUCCUGUUUCCUGUCUGCCUUGUCUAGACUGAUCCUAUGGUCUUUCUGUUGCAUAGUUUCCGCUGCUACCUGCCAAUGAUGGAAUAGUCAAUAUAUGGUAACCAAGAGAACUGCCAUUGUCCUGUACAAUGUCACGUGUAUUUGGAUAAACUCUGUAUCUUUGAAAAAAAAGGUUAAUUGGCAUUUUCAUAGAUCACGUUCUAAAAUUCUUACUGCAAUUAUCAUUCUCCUUUUUGAGUGUUUAUCUUAUAUAUUCAAUAUGGUCAAGAAAAUGGUGCACUUCUACCGUCACACAGUAAAGUGUGUAAUGUGUUAGUUCAACUCCAACAGUCUACACUGGAUAGAUAUUACUCUUAUCAGUGUAUAAUGUACUCUCAUCCCAGUUGAUUUUACUCUGAAGAUUUGUGUGCAAGUGUCAUUGAUUUUUGAUGGACAGUGUAUUUCAAGGAUUUGUAAAAACAAUGUGGCAGGCUGACCUUUAGUUGUGAUUUAUUUCAUACACAAAGUUCAAAUUUAGUGUAUGCCUUUUCUCCUAAAAUCCUUGGCAACAUUUCCUUUUUUGUAAUUACACAAAGCAGUUAUCCAAAAAUGAUGCUAGUCAAAGCACAUAAUAUUAUACUGUAACUUCAACAUUGCCUUGUUUUUCUCUCUAUCUUCCUCUAACACAGACUAUCGCUGGAUAAGGUCAUUUAGGGACAGACUGAGGAAGUACAGCCUUGAUUGAAAAAAGUAAACUAUUCAGCACAAACACCUUGGUACAAUACGAUUGUCAUCCUUGAAUACCACAACAAACAAAUUGGGGGAAAUGUAAUUUAGCAGUUUUACCAAAGAUAUACACUUGUUUCAGUGAGGAAAGGAGAGCUUAUUUUUUUUAAUGUAUCUGUGUUCGCAUUGAUUCAGCGGCUGAUUGAAAGGCGUUCACAGGGAACACGCAAUGUCAAAGUGAUGCUGUUACGUCAUAAUGUUGCCGCAACAUUACAGCAAUGAGAAUGUUCGCAUUUUCUGGGAUGGAAAUUUCAGAUGUGUUUUCAGAAUCUAUGUUUCCUGACAGAAAUUUGAUUGGGUUAGUGUGUUUUAUGCAUACUGUAUAAACUACUGCAAAUAUCCCUGCAUCUGCUUUCAUGCUUAAUGUUAUUUUGUAGGUAUUUUAACAAUUUUAGUACAACUUAAAUAUUAAUUAGAGCUUACCACAUCUGUUACUCUGUCAGCAUUUCCUUUGAUGAUUAAGGAAACCACUUAUUCUUCAUUUACAGCUGUCCACAACAACAGCUAGGCUGUACACAUGGGUAUUUUUUAACCCAGUCUUAUCAAUAUCAUGUUAGGGUUUAUCUGAAAUGAAGGACUCCCCUUCACUUUUUUCUCACAGAAGGACAUUCUCAAUGUCUGAAAAUGACUCUUAAAUAAAUGAAGAGAGAUAUUUCAUUAAUGUUUGGUUUAUUUCUUCUCCUCAGUGGGAGAUUGUUCAAUAAAGUCACAGUUCUCCAACA